This is a messenger RNA of Nezara viridula (southern green stink bug), 5366 nucleotides long. The record is from the annotation of a GenBank genome assembly. NCBI's taxonomy places the organism in Eukaryota, Metazoa, Arthropoda, Insecta, Hemiptera, Pentatomidae.
ACAUGUGUUCAUUAAAACUAGGUUUUCCUAACCUUUAUUCACUUCGGUUUCACAACAAACAUUCUGGCGCAACAAACUGUUUUCUGUUAACCAUCCGAAAGUUAGCAACCUCUCACCAUACUCCACAUCCUAUGAAGAACAACUAAACUCAACUUUGUGGUAAUUGUUAGCAGGUAAUGGGGACACUGUCAGCAAGAGCGUGGUGAUUUCACCGCCUUCAACAAUUGAGAAAAUCAACUUCGAGGACUGACAUCAACAAAAUCAAAAUGUUCCUUAUCGACAACUUCUUCAACAGGAUCUCCUCUGACUUUAGGCAGCGGCAGCUCCUGCCUCUGAAGUUGCUGUUUUUCGUGCAUUCCUCAACUAUGUACGUUCUCUAUCCUUACUUGACCAUCCACAUGCGAGAGCUUGGGAUCAACGUCGAAGAGACCGCCAUCAUGUCCGCUGUGACUCCAAUAGUAUCAAUAAUAAUGCCUCCGAUUGCAGGCUUAGUCGCAGAUCGAAUAGGAAAUUUCAAGGUGAUUCUCGCCCUAUUCAGCGGCCUAGGAGGUGCAGCUUCGCUCCUUCUUCUUCUAGUCCCUGUCGGAAGAAUCACAAUAUCAUACCCACCGAGGACCCUCCUCCAAGUUAGCACUAAUUCAAGUCUUAUUCAUGUAGAAUUGGGAGAGCCAUAUCCCUGUCAGUUUAUGGAUAAUGUCACCAUUCCACGAGAUAUCCAGAUUGAAGCUUGUGGUUUGGUGUGUGAAAGACCAAAGAAAGCAUUUACUCCUUACACUCGGGGACCUCAAACUCCAGCUGAAGAGGAAGCAGCGAUCCUCAGGGCAAGGAGCUAUACUGUUUCACCUCCUGGAGGAGCCACAUACUCUUAUUCACUCACUGCAAGAGAUCUUCCACUUUACAAGGAAAACAAAGGAAAAGAUGAUGACAUCAGAAAUUCUAGACUGCUGCAAAACCCUGGGCAUUACCCAACAUCUGUUAGGAAGUUGAAAGAUGAUAAAUUCUUUUUCCCUACUUCUGGUCUUUAUCAACUCACAUGCAAAGAAGAUGGCGAGGGAGAACUGAGUUGUAAGAUCCUUCAAUCUUCAAAAAGUCCUGGCAGUCUUGUCAAACCCUCUACCUAUAAGCUAAGGGCAGCAUUCUAUAAAGAUUACAACAGCAUCAUCCUGAAUAAGAUGAUGUACAACAAUUCAAGGACACUCUUCAAUGUAACUGGAUCACCAUCAAUUGAAGGUGUAAUUAGAGUUGAUGUUCCAUUACCAAAUGUUGAGAAUGCCCUUGAAGUGGACUCUGUUCUAACACUUGGGCCAUGCUACAGUCAAUGUUUGGCAACUAUGCCUCGGAAAGAGCUCUGCACUACUCUGUCGGCAGUCAAUGAAUUUGACAUCAGUCUUACAUUCUGGCUCUACUUGUCCAUUAGAGUCUUCAUAAGCAUGAUCUCAGGAACUGCAUUUGCUAUGUUUGAAGGGGCAGUUAUAGCAAUCCUACGUGAGCAUAAGGCAGAUUAUGGGCUUCAACGUAUAUAUGCAACUAUUGGUGGAAUGAUGAGUUCACCAUUAUCAGGAUGGUUGAUUGAUUAUGCAAGUCAAAACAAGCAGUAUACAGAUUUCAGGCCUGCAUUCUACCUUUAUGCUGGUCUCAAGAUUUUAAGUGCAAUGUUGAUGUUGACUAUAAAUCUUGAGUUCAAAGCACCUGCCACAAAUGUUUUUGCUGAUGUUCUUACAGUCCUGAGGAAAAUUGAAAUCAUUGCUCUUUUCAUAACAUGUUUUAUAUUAGGUACGGCCUGGGGCUAUAUAGAAAGUUUCUUAUUUUGGUUGCUACAAGAUUUAGGUGCUUCACGUUCACUGAUGGGAAUUACAAUCACAGUUGGCGGCAUUGCUGGUCUUCCUCUUCUUGUUAUGUCUGGACCAAUCAUUGCUAGGAUUGGACAUGCUAAUGUACUCUUCAUUGGAUUUGUUUUCUAUGCUAUCAGAUUAUUAGGUUAUUCUUUAAUUUACAAUCCUUGGAUGUGCUUGAUAUUUGAGGCAAUGGAAUCUGUUACAUCAUCACUGUCUUUCACGGCUGCUGUAACUUAUGCAGCCAAACUAUCUACUAUGACUACUGAUUCCAGUGUUCAAGGUCUGCUGGGUGGUAUCUACUUUGGAGUAGGAAAGGGGGCAGGAAGUUUAAUUGGUGGUUACUUGAUGGAAGCUGUUGGUACAAGACCAACUUAUCAGAUAUUUUCUGCAGUCACCUUACUCACCGGCUGCUUAUACUUCUUAUUCAACAGGUUCUAUAUUGUUCACCAUGCUGAAUCAUCAAUGGAUGAGAAAGACGAUAAGGGGAAAGAAAUAGACAAGCGCAACGAUACAAAAAGUGAUGGAAAAGAAUCUAAUAAGAAGUCUUCAAAGAAAGAUAUACUAUCAAACGACAGUAGUAAAGAAAAAAUGCCAAUGACAACAGCAAUCUCAAUUACUAAUAACUACCAAGGUGCCAACGGAGGCGCUUACACAAAUAAAGCCUUCAGUAAAGAAGAGGGUCGGUAACAUUAGGAUGAAAGUGGAGGAAGCUAACUCCACUAGCAACGUCAGUAUUGUCCUUACCUUAGAGAAUAAACUUGUGGAUGGGCAGUGUGAUGGAGGUUGGAUUAUUCGAAGAGUUUUUAUUCCUUCCUUCUAUGCUCAGUUUUAUUGUUAUAUUUUAAGUUUGUUUGGUGUCCGUGGACAAUGGCUGAACAACUUUCAUUUUAUUUUUAUUUUUUUUUAGAUGAAUUUAUAUUAUUUAGAAUUAGUUGGCACAUUGAGAAGAACAGGGAUGUCGUCCAGAAGUUGAAUCUCAUCUGCUAUAUGGUGUAUAUUAAAUUUUUAUUAUUUUAAAAGUAAUGGCACUGAGUUUGUGCAAGAUGUUUCAGAUUAUAUCCGCGGUUGGAUCGUAUAAACUUUUUUAAAAUUUUUAUUUAACAUAAAAUGAGAGAGAAUACUCUAUCUCUUUUAAGAUUUUUAUCAAAAUUAAUUUAGAAAAUUUGUACAUUGAUUUGAUGCCAACUUAUAAAUAAAAAUGAAACAUCUUUCUUUUCAUAAAAAUAUUUUGAAGUAAAGUUAAAGAAAAAACAGUUUAAUUAAACUAAAAAAAAAUUAGGGUAUCAAGUAAAUAUUUUAAAUAUCACAAUUUUAAAAAUACCGUUUUUAGGCCUACAAAAUUAAUUUUCAUUAGUUAAUAAGUUCAAUAGUCAAAACAUUAAUAUUUAUUGAUGGUCAAUAUUAAUAAGUAUUUUUCUUUUUCUUUUUUUAAAAUUAAAUAUCCAUGUAUAGCAAAAAUAAAGAUAAUUAAUUUAAAUUAUUGAAAAUUUCUAUGUUUAUUUUAGUACAAUAGAUAUCGAUAGUAAUUUUACUUUACAUAUAUAUUAAUCGUGUUCCUAAUCCACAUUCUGUUUUGAGGAAUAGCAGGGCUUGAUAUCACCACCAAAACAUUCAGAAAUCUUUACAUAACAAAAAUAAAAAUAAAAAUCAGAUUCAAGGUUGAGUUUUAUUCGCUAAUACCAUCCUCCUUAAAUCUUAUUUUUUCAGUGUCUAAGUGAUCAUAACAAGUCUACAGAAUCGGGAAGUCACAUAUUAAUCUGUUUUUGUAAUAAUUCUUUAAAGUUUUAAGCUUCCUUGUCCCUUACCAUCUAUCAAAUGUAGUUAUAUGUUCCACUUCAAUGCACUCAUUUAUUUUGUAUGUACUGAACAAUCUGUUUGAUGCAUAAUGCCAAAUUGCAUAUUUUCAAUUUUUUUUUUAUAGCUUAGUAUUUAUCUUUAUAAGGACACCAACUAUUAUUUAUUGAAAUGUUAAGAGACGGAGUAGAGUUGACUUUUUGUUUAGACUUUAAAAAAAUUCUUAUAAAAAGAAAGAAAACUUCGCAAUAUAGGAUUCAAAUAUUUUUCAAUAAUACUUUUUGUUAACUUUUUACUUAAUUUAUUUUGUAAUUUUUUUUUUACAUAUUAUUUUUUUAUAAUAUUGUGGUUAAAUCAAAUAUUUUAUGUAAAAAUUCAACCUACUUUUCAUUUAUUAAUUUUUUUUAUUUUUUAAACAAUUGGCAACACUACUAAUAGUUUUUGUUUAUUUUUAACUUAAGGGAUACAUAUUUUGUUAAAUAAAAAGUAAAAUAACUUUGAAAGAAGUUUGAAAAGAAUAUUUUAAUAGCUUUUUACUCCAUUUAUUUUUUUAAAUUCAUUUUAUUUCCUCGAUAUAACUGUGAAGAAAUAAUUAAAUUGUGAUUACAUUAUAAUCUUAAAUACUUAUUUUAACCUCAUUUUUUAUCUGUUAUCAACUUUGGAAAAUCACAUUCAUGCUAAUGAAUAUGUUAGACGAGUAAGGUUUCUUAUUGCAUGGUAAUUUAAUAUACAAUUAGUAGGCACACCUAAUAAGUAAUUAUUCAAUAGACAAACUACCUGGUCUUACAGUUUAAUAAACAUAAUUGUAUUUGACAAUUAAUUAUUUCUUAAACAGUGAAAAAAAAAAUAUAUAUAUAGAAAACAUUUUAUAGUAACGUUGAGUAACAUAUUUAUUGAACACACAUACAAGCAAUGAAGUUAUAAUUUCAAUUGAAUUGAUUGAAAUGAUAAGAUCAUUUGUGGUUUUAUAAAUUUAAAUUGAAUUGUUUUAACUAACGAUAAAUAUUUUAUAUUUUUGAAAAUAUAUGUCAAAAACUAUAUUGAUGUGCAUAUAUAUCUGUGAAUGAUUUAAAAAUCAAAAAGAUUUAUAAAUUUUUAUAUACAAAUAAAUAUUGUCAACUUGGAUUGUAAAAAUAUUAAAUAAUUUAUUACAAGUAUCUUUAUUUUGUGUUGAUCACAACUAAAAAAUGUAGUAAAAAUACAUGAAAUUGCUAUUAUUUGUAAAGAAUUUAUUGUUUUGUAUAUAUUUUAUUUGUAUAGUAUCAAUUUUUCAAGCCAUCAUGUAAUUUUUGUAUUCGAUAGAGAAUAAUUUAUUAUGGAUUAAAAAAUUUUUUUUGCACCACAUCAAAAGCUUGAUUCAUAACAAACUUAUUGUUAAUUAUAGGUAAUGAGCUAGGAAGGAUGAUGGCUCUGUAAAUAAAUAAUAAUUACAAUUAUAUUAGAACUAUAUCCAGGUUUGAUAUAAUGCACAAUGUGGUACAAUCAUUUACUGACAGAUUUAAAAAAUAUUUCAUGUAUGUGUACGAACUUACACAAAUACAGAGAAUAAUAUUGUGCAUAACCUGAGGCAUCUAAGGAAAACUCGAAUAUUUAGUCUAGAAGCUGCUUGCCUUACAAUAUGAAUAAAGGAACUUCAUUGUAUCAGAUGAAGUUUAGUUUACACAUUCUAGUGACACGCGUAUUGUACAAAUUUAUAACUGUAUUAUGUUAAAUUAAUUAAUAAAUAAUAUUUCUUUA